Marasmius oreades (fairy-ring Marasmius) is the source of this 3376-nucleotide messenger RNA. It is a transcript of the gene KGD1, whose product is annotated as 2-oxoglutarate dehydrogenase E1 component, variant 2. Gene Ontology annotation, molecular function: oxoglutarate dehydrogenase (succinyl-transferring) activity; thiamine pyrophosphate binding. Lineage: Eukaryota; Fungi; Basidiomycota; Agaricomycetes; Agaricales; Marasmiaceae. The record is from RefSeq and is a predicted model, not a curated record. Gene Ontology annotation, biological process: tricarboxylic acid cycle. The transcript is spliced from 8 exons. Gene Ontology annotation, cellular component: mitochondrion; oxoglutarate dehydrogenase complex. Bases 54 to 2765 code for a protein of 903 amino acids.
AAGCAUCUUAAUCAUCAACCACCAUCCCCUCGUAGCUCCGCCUGCGUCCAACCAUGUUGACCAGGCAAUCUCUGCGACGCCUUCCCAUCAGCAGCAGGCUACUGUCUGGUAGGGUUUAUGUUCCCAGUCAUGCUCUCUUCCCCAGACGUGAGAUGGCGACUCCCGCUAAACCUCCCUCUCCGAACGACAUUUUUGCAAAUGGAACAAAUGCAUAUUAUGCAGAGGAAAUGUACAGGCAUUGGAGGCAGGAUCCCAAAUCUGUACAUGCUUCAUGGGAUGUGUAUUUUCGAGGGCUGGACAAAGGCCUGUCUAGCCCACAAGCGUUCCAGCCUCCUCCAAGUCUCGUGGCACCUCCAGCAGAUGGUGCACCAGCUCUCUACGCGACUUCUGGUGGGACUGAAUUGGACGAUCACUUGAAGGUUCAACUGCUCGUUCGUGCAUAUCAAGUUCGUGGUCAUCACGUCGCAGAAUUGGACCCUCUUGGGAUUCUUGACACCGACCUCGCUGAUUAUCGUCCACCGGAGCUUGAGCUUAGUCGUUAUGGCUUCACGGAACGCGAUCUGGACAAGGAUAUCACCCUUGGGCCGGGUAUUCUUCCCCAUUUUGCGACCGAGGACCGAAAAACGAUGAAGUUGGGGGAGAUAAUCAAGCUCUGCAAACGUAUCUAUUGUGGAGCCGUUGGUAUCCAAUACGUCCAUAUUCCCGACAAGGAUCAAUGCGACUGGAUUCGUGAACGUAUCGAAAUUCCGAAGCCUUGGAAUUACACAGUCGAAGAGAAGCGUAUGAUCCUUGACCGUCUCAUUUGGUCGGAGUCAUUCGAGAAAUUUAUUGCCUCCAAAUACCCAAAUGAGAAACGGUUUGGUUUGGAGGGUUGUGAAGCUCUCAUUCCUGGUAUGAAAGCUCUCAUUGACCGAUCAGUCGAGCAUGGCGUGAAGCAUGUCACGAUGGGUAUGCCUCACCGAGGACGACUCAAUGUUCUUGCUAAUGUGAUUCGAAAACCGAUCGAGGCGAUUUUGAACGAAUUCAGUGGAGCAGAGGAAGACGAGCCCGCCGGCGAUGUGAAAUAUCAUCUUGGUGCCAACUACGUUAGGCCUACUCCCUCCGGCAAAAAGGUUUCCCUCUCACUCGUUGCAAACCCCUCACAUUUGGAAGCAGAGGACCCUGUUGUACUUGGAAAAACUCGUGCUAUCCAGCAUUUUGAACAGGAUGAACAUGCGCAUAAUACAGCCAUGGGUGUUCUUCUUCAUGGUGAUGCCGCCUUCGCUGGACAGGGAGUCGUUUACGAGACCAUGGGUUUCCACAAUCUUCCGCAUUACGGAACCGGAGGGACCAUUCAUUUAAUUGUCAAUAACCAGAUUGGUUUCACCACUGAUCCCCGUUUCGCACGGUCCACGCCUUACCCAUCCGACAUUGCGAAGUCAAUCGACUCUCCCAUCUUCCACGUUAACGGUGACAACGUGGAGGCGGUGAACUUUGUUUGUCAACUGGCUGCUGACUAUCGUGCCAAAUUCAAGAGAGAUGUUGUCCUCGACAUCGUUUGUUAUCGGCGACAUGGUCACAACGAAACCGAUCAGCCGAUGUUCACUCAACCCAGGAUGUACAAGGCCAUCAAGGACCAGCCCACACCUCUUACCCAGUACUCCAAGUUCCUCGUUGGACGAGGCACGUUCACCGAGAAGGAUAUCGAAGAGCACAAGAAAUGGGUCUGGGGUAUGCUCGAAAAGGCCGCCGCUGGCGCAAAGGACUAUGUUCCUACCAGCAAGGAAUGGUUGUCGGCUUCUUGGCAGGGAUUCCCAUCUCCAAAGCAGCUGGCUGAUCAAACGUUGCCCACGCGGCGCACCGGAUCUGAUGAGGAAACUUUGAAGCGGGUCGGAAAGGUCAUCUCCAACUACCCCAAUGGAUUCCAAGUUCACAGUAACCUUGCCCGUAUUCUUUCCACCCGUGGUAAGGCCGUCGAAGAGGGUAAGAACAUUGAUUGGUCCACGGCCGAAGCCCUUGCAUUUGGUAGUUUAGCGUUGGAAAAGAUACAUGUUCGUGUGUCUGGUCAGGACGUGGAACGUGGCACCUUCUCACAGCGACAUGCUGUUCUGCACGAUCAGGAGACUGAAGCCCAAUAUGUUCCUCUGAAUGACCUCGGGUCAUCGCAGGCUCGCUUCGUCGUCUGCAACUCCUCUCUCUCGGAGUUCGGCGCUCUUGGGUUUGAAUUAGGAUAUUCUUUGGUCUCCCCCGAUUGUCUCACGAUGUGGGAAGCCCAAUUCGGUGAUUUCGCCAACAACGCUCAAUGUAUCAUUGACCAGUUCAUCGCUUCUGGCGAGAGGAAAUGGUUGCAGCGGUCUGGUUUGGUUGUAAGCCUGCCUCAUGGCUAUGACGGUCAAGGACCAGAGCACUCUAGCGGAAGAAUUGAACGGUUCUUGCAACUGUGUGAUGACCAUCCUCAUGUCUUCCCUUCCCCGGAAAAAAUUGAAAGGCAACACCAGGACUGCAACAUGCAGGUUGUGUAUCCAACCACACCCGCCAACUACUUCCACGUCCUUCGUCGUCAAAUUCACCGUGAUUUCCGAAAACCGCUCAUCUUGUUCUUCUCAAAGAACCUUCUCCGUCAUCCCAAGGCUCGUUCUGAACUCUCUGAGAUGGUUGGAGAGACCAGCUUCCAGCGAUAUAUUCCCGAGCCUCACCCAGAAACGCUGGUAUCUCCUGAAGACAUCAAACGACAUAUUCUUUGCACUGGUAACCCCAAACACUUUCUGCGCAUUGCGUAUCUUUGAGCGAGCAGCUGACCGUCACAUUUAGGUCAAGUUUAUCACACUCUUCUUGCUGCGAGAGAGGAGAGAGGUAUCAAGGAUAUUGCCAUUAGCAGAGUGGAACAGGUUUCGCCCUUCCCAUACGAUCUUAUUACUCCCCAUCUAGACAAAUAUCCUAACGCCAGUCUCUUUUGGUCCCAGGAAGAACCGUUGAACAACGGAGCGUGGAAUUACGUUGGACCUCGUAUCUACACAUCUGCUCAGCACACCGAGCAUCACAAAGGAAAGUAUCCUCGUUAUUCUGGAAGGGAACCCACGAGCUCCGUUGCAACGGGUAGCAAAGCUCAACACAAGAAAGAAAUUGAACAAUUCGUCAACGUUGCUUUCGACUUGUCUUGAAUAGCAUUGAUAUCUUUCCUGCUAUUCAUCGUUGUUUUCGACGAAGAGGGUGGGAUAUUGUUGCAGCAUUCCGCUUUUCUCAUGCUUUCGGUUUUUCACCCUUAUCUAUCACUAAAGUCGGGAUAAUGACCAAGCAGGAUUCUGCUUCGAUUCUAAAUAAGUUCUUCGAUACAUGACAGCUAUUUAUAUAGGGGUUUUUACCUGCACUCCAAUUGCAAAACUGCUUUAGAAACGUC